Messenger RNA from Nycticebus coucang (slow loris), 4294 nucleotides. It is a transcript of the gene SLC43A3, whose product is annotated as solute carrier family 43 member 3. Gene Ontology annotation, biological process: transmembrane transport. NCBI's taxonomy places the organism in Eukaryota, Metazoa, Chordata, Mammalia, Primates, Lorisidae. The record is from RefSeq and is a predicted model, not a curated record. Bases 582 to 2024 code for a protein of 480 amino acids. Gene Ontology annotation, molecular function: transmembrane transporter activity. The transcript has 15 exons.
CGACCGGAUGGCCACGCGCCUUGGGCAUGCAGAGGUUGCGGGUGUGGACAUUACGGGGAAGAGGAGGUCGGUGUGAGGAAGGGGAGUAGAGGCCCAGGAAUGGGAGUCCCAAACAAGUAUCCUAGGGGUCCUGCGCUUGCUCUCCAAAGGGUUGGGAGUUGGAAUACUUUUGAAAUCAUACUGGUCUUGUGUUGCAACUGACUAGCCACGUGACCUUGGUGAAAUUCUUAAAAUCCACUGGAAUUUUUGUUUCAUUGUCAACAAGCUGAAGAUAACAGAAGAACUUUGCCCCACAGUUGUGAGAAUUUAUCUGUCCUGUAAAUGCUCCCCUUGCUCUUGCACUUGGUUUCGUGUCGCCUUAGUGGACCCGUGUUCAGAAAUUGACUUCAGGAGUGAGUUCCUUCUUCCCCACAAGCUGCCGGAGGAUGCAGAGAAUCACCUGCUGAUGGUUUUUGGCUAAGGGGAAACAAGGGCAGCGCUUGCCAGAGGAAUUUUCCAAGUGGUCCAACGCCAGGACUUGCGGCUCCAGUGGACAGUCAGGAGGACAGAGUGGGAUUGGAAGAUCUGCUCUCGGUUGGGACAUGGCGGGCCGGGGCCUGUACGUGGCCACCCUGCUGACAGGGCUGCUGGAAUGCCUUGGCUUUGCGGGCGUCAUCUUCGGUUGGGCUUCCCUGGUUUUUGUCUUCAAAACGGAGAAUUACUUUGAGGAGCUGUGUGAACCGGAUGCCAGGCAGAUGGGCAAUGCCACAGAGCAGGCGGCUAAGGACUGCAAAGCCCAGGAUGAGAAGUUCUCACUCAUCUUCACCCUGGCAUCCUUCACAAACAACUUCAUGACAUUUCCCACCGGCUACAUAUUUGACCGUUUCAAGACCACCGUGGCCCGCCUCAUAGCCAUAUUUUUCUACACCAGCGCCACACUGACUGUAGCCUUUACUUCUGCAGGCUCAGCCGUUCUGCUCUUCCUGGCUAUGCCAAUGCUCACCGUUGGGGGAAUCCUGUUUCUCAUCACCAACCUGCAGGUUGGGAACCUAUUUGGCAAACACCGUUCAACCAUCAUCACCCUCUACAAUGGAGCAUUUGACUCAUCCUCGGCAGUCUUCCUUAUUGUUAAGCUUCUCUAUGAACAAGGCAUCAGCCUCAGGGCCUCCUUCAUCUUCCUCUCAGUCUGCAGUACCUGGCAUGUGGCACGUACUUUGUUCCUGAUGCCCCGGGGGCACAUCCCCUUCCCACUGCCCCCCAACUACAGCUAUGGCCUGUGCUCUGGGAAUGCAAAGGAAGAGAAGAAGGAAGACGGGGAACCCCAGACAGAGGAGGAGAUGGCUGGAGCAGGGGAGCAGCAGGAGCCUCACUCUUUCUGGAGGUAUGUCUUCUCUUGGCGCUUCGCCUGGCACCUGGUAUGGCUGUCUGUGAUUCAGCUGUGGCACUACCUUUUCAUUGGCACUCUCAACUCGGUGCUGACCAACUUGGCCCAUGGGGACAGGGUAGCAGUCAGUGCCUACACAAAUGCCUUUGCUAUCACUCAGUUCUUUGGAGUGCUGUGUGCCCCCUGGAAUGGCCUGCUCAUGGACAGGCUUAAACAGAAGUACCAGAAGGAAGAGAGAGAGACAGGCUCCUCCACCUCAGCAGCAGCCCUCCGCUCGGCAGUCCCCUCGCUGGCCCUGACAUCCCUGCUGUGCUUUGGCUUCGCCAUCUGUGCCUCAGUCCCUGUUCUCCCCCUCCAGUACCUCACCUUCAUUUUGCAAGUGAUCAGCCGCUCCUUCCUCUAUGGGGGCAAUGCUGCCUUCCUCACCAUUGCUUUCCCUUCUGAGCACUUUGGAAAGCUCUUUGGGCUGAUGAUGGCUUUGUCGGCCAUUGUAUCCCUGUUACAAUUCCCCAUCUUCACCCUCAUCAAAGGCCCCCUCCACAACGACCCUUUCUACGUGUAUGUGACGCUGGUACUCGCCACGGUUCUAACAUUCGUCCACCCCUUCCUGGUGUACCGGGAGUGGCGAACACAGAAAGAGACUCCUGCCUCUGUCUCAUAGUUCAGAAGCCCCCACUUUUCAGCCCUGGAGAUGUUUCUUUUGCUUAUCUUUCUCCACCUUUGAGGAGUCCAGUUAGAUUCUGUCUACUCAGCCUACUUGUAUUGAAUAGCCAUGAUUUUCUCAUUAAAAAAGCAAAAAACCUUACUUAGCUACUAGCCAGGACUUCUGAUUAGCAAGAGGAAAAUCUCAAUAGCCACAUGGAUUGAUGUCAUACAGACCAAUAGCAAAGGCUUGUGGAAGCUGGAGCAGCUCCCUGCACAUGACCUUGGCAGACCUUGACCCCAGGGGAGGUGAUGGCAGGAGGAAGGGGCCACCUACUCCUGUUUCAGGCCUGUUUGGCCCUGAAACCUGGGUGUGCCUGGACUCUCUGCCUUCAGGUAAAUUCCCAGAUGAAGAGUGAGGUCGUCAUGGCCUCAGCUGUACUGCUGGUGUUUAUAGGUGGUGCUGGAAGCAGCCCCAGCUUUCCCUCCAAGGCAUAGUCUUGGUUAGGGAACUCACAGUGAGGUUUGGGGGUGAGGACACGGGUGAGAGGGCCGCAUUCCUGGGCCUCAUCCCAGCUCUGCCACAGAUGCUGGGAUGACCCUUGGCCCGGUCCCUUUCUGAUCUGAGCAUCACUUUCCCAUCUGUAAAAUGAGAGUGUUUUGGAGUUGAAGGUUCUUUCUGGAGCUAAUGUCCUAGAAGAUGUUAAGAACAGUGAUAGAGUCAGGCCACCCCAAGGGCCUCGGGAACCAGCUGACUAGCCCCACCAAUGGAUCUCUGAUGAAACAUCUUGGGGAUGUUUUCCUCUUCAAAAGCGGGGAUAGUUAUUUACUUUGGGUCUUUUAUAAACAAUUUCUUUGGGGAAUGAUUUAUAGAAAAAUAAAGCAUCUGUAUCUGAGGCAACUGCUGUUUCCACCUCUCUAGACGGUGUUGACUGAUGUGUGUGUGUGCCUGAGGUCCUGAGGGUGCUCCCUUCUUCCCCCACACCAACCCCUAGGGUAUGAACAUAUCUGGGGUGGUGGGGAUCUGGCUGCACGUCCUAGUGUGGCAUCUGCACCCAGAGCUGGGGCAGGAGCCCUCAGACUAGGGUCUACCUCCUGGAUCUGGGGUUGUGGGCUCAGAGACUCCCCCACCCAGGAGGCCCUUCCUCUGCCUCCUCUUCCUCCCCUCCCCUCCCUCACUCCAUAUCCCCAGCUAGAGGCACUGGAUGGAACCAGAAGGUCACAGUUGGACUGUCAGUUCUGUCCCUCAGCAGCUGGGGGUCUAGGAUCCUGGGUCUGAAGACGGACACCAGAGUUGAAAUGGAUGGAUUUGAUCUUGUUUCCCUGCUCACAAGCUUUCAGUGGCUCCUCUGCCCAAGGACAAAAACCCAGACUGCAGCCUGACAUUCAAGGCUCCCAGCAGAGACGGAGUCUCACUUUAUCACCCUUGGUAGAGUGCUAUGACAUCACAGCUCACAGUAACCUCCAGCUCCUGGGUUUAGGUGAUUCUCUUGCCUCAGCCUCUUGAGUAGCCGGGACUACAGGCGCCCACCACAACACCCAGCUAUUUUUUUUGUUGCAGUUUGGCCGGGGCUGGGUUUGAACCCACCACCCUCAGUAUAUGGGGCCGGCACCCUGCUCACUGAGCCACAGGUGCUGCCCUACAUCUCAGUUUCUUUAUCAGUAUGAUAGGAGAAACAGACACACCUCCUGGCUGCAAUUAGAAAUUAGGUCAAGAGCCUGGCACGUGAUAGUUACUGAACAGAUCACAGCUAACAUUACAGAUAACAUAUUAAAACCCUCAAAAGAGACAUGAUUGCAAGAGGGACUUUACCUAACAAUUGCAACCAGUGUAACCUGGCUUAUUGUACCCUCAAUGAAUCCCCAACAAUAAAAACAAAACAAAACAAAAAAAACCCCAAAAGAUGCUGAAUGUCCAUCGAUUGGUGAAUGGAUAUAUAAAAUGUAUCAUAUGAUAGAAUAUUAUUUGACAAUAAAAAGAAGUAGUGAUACAGGGUGCAAUGUGGAUAACCCUUGAAAACCUUAUGCUAAGUGAAAGAAGCCAGUCAUAAGAGACCCCAUAUAGCAUGAUUCUAUUUAUAUAGGAAAUGUCCAGGAUAUGCCAAUCUGUAGAGGCAGAAAGUGGAUUGAUUAGUGGUUGGCUAGGCCUGGUCGAGAAGCGAAUGGGGAGUGACUGCUAAUGGGUAAGGAGUUUUUUUGGAGGCGAUGAAAAUUUUUUGAAUAUACUGAACAUCAUUAAAUUUUACACUUUAAUGAAUGAAUUGUAUGGCAUAUAAAUUAAAUCUCAAU